This is a messenger RNA of Trichechus manatus latirostris (Florida manatee), 4169 nucleotides long. RefSeq names its product ubiquitin specific peptidase 33 (gene USP33). Gene Ontology annotation, molecular function: cysteine-type deubiquitinase activity; zinc ion binding. The transcript is spliced from 25 exons. Gene Ontology annotation, cellular component: cytoplasm. The record is from RefSeq and is a predicted model, not a curated record. Bases 207 to 3014 code for a protein of 935 amino acids. Gene Ontology annotation, biological process: protein deubiquitination. Lineage: Eukaryota; Metazoa; Chordata; Mammalia; Sirenia; Trichechidae.
UCGGGAGGCGGGGAUUCCGCGGGUAACGCUGGAACCCGGUGCGGACGCAAGACAGCUCGUCUCCUAGGCUAGAGGAGGAAAAGAAGCGCUCAUAGAGGUGCGGUCGCAGGCCGCUGUUGGCCGCGCAGGCGGGGCCCGCGAGGAAGGCUGUGGAGAUAUUGCCUCAUUUGGAAAGCUUGGGAAAACAGGGAAAAAUUUCUAGCAAAAUGUCAGCUUUUCGAAAUCAUUGUCCACAUUUGGAUUCAGUUGGAGAAAUAACAAAAGAAGAUUUAAUACAAAAAUCUCAUGGUGCUUGUCAGGAUUGUAAAGUCAGAGGACCAAAUCUUUGGGCAUGCCUGGAGAAUAGAUGUUCAUAUGUUGGCUGUGGUGAAUCACAAGUGGAUCAUAGCACCAUACAUUCUCAGGAGACAAAGCAUUAUCUAACUGUGAACCUUACCACUCUUCGAGUAUGGUGUUAUGCUUGCAGCAAAGAAGUGUUUUUGGAUAGGAAAUUAGGAGCUCAGCCUUCAUUGCCUCAUGUAAGACAACUUCACCCAACACAAGAAAACAGUGUCCAGGAGAAUAUUGGAAACCAUGCAAAUGUCAUCAAUAAGAUUUUUCCUUUAAAAAAAACCAGAAGUUUGUUUUUGGUGGAUUUUAAAAUACCCAGUAACACAACGUUAAAAACUCCUCUGGUUGCUGUAUUUGAUGAUCUGGAUAUAGAAGUGGAAGAAGAAGAUGAACUUAAAGCAAGAGGACUUACAGGUUUGAAAAAUAUUGGAAAUACUUGUUAUAUGAAUGCAGCUUUGCAGGCCCUUUCCAAUUGCCCACCUUUGACACAGUUUUUUCUUGAUUGUGGAGGACUAGCUCGAACAGAUAAGAAACCAGCCAUUUGUAAAAGUUAUCUCAAACUAAUGACAGAACUGUGGCAUAAAAGCAGGCCAGGAUUUGUGGUGCCUACUAAUUUGUUUCAAGGAAUUAAAACUGUAAAUCCAACAUUUCGGGGUUAUUCCCAGCAGGAUGCUCAAGAAUUCCUUCGAUGUUUAAUGGAUCUUCUUCAUGAAGAAUUGAAAGAGCAGGUCAUGGAAAUAGAGGAAGACACUCAUGCUGUAACGACUGAGGAGAGUAUGGAAGAAGACCAGAGCCAGUCAGAUAUAGAUUUUCAGUCCUGUGAAUCUUGUGGCAGUAGUGAUAAAGCAGAAAAUGAAAACGGCUCUAGGGGUUUUUCUGAAGAUAAUAAUGAAACAACAAUGUUAAUUCAAGAAAAUGAGAACAAUUCAGAAAUGUCAAAAGAUUGGCAAAAAGAGAAGAUGUGCAAUAAGAUUAAUAAAAUAAAUUCUGAAGGUGAAUUAGAUAGAGACUCUGUGUCUGAAACAGUCAACCUGAACAACCAGGAAACUGUCAAAGUGCAAAUACACAGCAGAGCUUCAGAAUAUAUCACCGACGUCCAUUUGAAUGACCUGUCUACAUCACAGAUCCUUCCAUCAAAUGAAGGUGUUAAUCCACGUUUAUCAGCAAGCCCUCCAAAAUCAGGCAAUUUGUGGCCAGGACUGGCAUCCACACACAAGAAAGCUCAGUCUGCAUCAUCUCCAAAGAGAAAAAAACAGCACAAGAAAUACAGAAGCGUUAUUUCAGACAUAUUUGAUGGAACAAUUAUUAGUUCAGUACAGUGUCUAACUUGUGACAGGGUGUCUGUAACCCUCGAGACCUUUCAAGAUCUCUCCUUGCCAAUUCCUGGCAAGGAAGACCUUGCUAAGCUGCAUUCAUCGAGUCAUCCAACUUCUAUAAUCAAAGCAGGAUCAUGUGGCGAGGCAUAUGCUCCACAAGGGUGGAUAGCUUUUUUCAUGGAAUAUGUGAAAAGGUUUGUUGUCUCAUGUGUCCCUAGCUGGUUUUGGGGUCCAAUAGUAACCUUGCAAGAUUGUCUUGCUGCCUUCUUCGCCAGAGAUGAACUAAAAGGUGACAAUAUGUACAGUUGUGAAAAAUGCAAAAAGUUGAGAAAUGGAGUAAAGUUCUGUAAAGUACAAAAGUUUCCUGAGAUUUUAUGCAUCCACCUUAAAAGAUUCAGACAUGAACUAAUGUUUUCCACCAAAAUUAGUACCCAUGUUUCAUUUCCGCUAGAAGGUCUCGAUCUUCAGCCAUUUCUUGCUAAGGAUAGUCCAGCUCAAAUUGUGACCUAUGACCUUCUGUCUGUCAUCUGUCAUCAUGGAACUGCAAGUAGUGGACACUAUAUAGCUUAUUGUCGAAACAAUUUAAAUAAUCUCUGGUAUGAAUUUGAUGAUCAAAGUGUCACUGAAGUUUCAGAAUCUACUGUACAAAAUGCAGAAGCUUAUGUUCUUUUCUACAGGAAGAGCAGUGAAGAGGCACAAAAAGAGAGGCGGAGGAUAUCUAAUUUGUUGAACAUAAUGGAACCAAGCCUUCUUCAGUUUUAUAUUUCUCGACAGUGGCUAAAUAAAUUUAAGACCUUUGCUGAACCUGGUCCUAUUUCAAACAAUGACUUUCUCUGUAUUCAUGGAGGUGUUCCUCCACGAAAAGCUAGUUAUAUUGAAGACCUGGUUUUGAUGCUGCCUCAGAACAUUUGGGAUAACCUAUAUAGCAGGUAUGGAGGAGGACCAGCUGUCAACCAUCUGUACAUUUGUCACACUUGCCAAAUUGAGGCGGAAAAAACUGAAAAAAGAAGGAAAACUGAACUGGAAAUUUUUAUUCGGCUUAACAGAGCAUUCCAAGAAGAGGACUCUCCAGCUACUUUUUAUUGCAUCAGUAUGCAGUGGUUUAGAGAAUGGGAAAGUUUUGUGAAGGGUAAAGAUGGAGAUCCUCCGGGUCCUAUUGAUAACACUAAAAUUGCAGUUACUAAAUGUGGUAAUGUGAUGCUCAGGCAAGGAGCAGAUUCUGGUCAAAUUUCGGAAGAAACAUGGAAUUUUUUACAGUCCAUUUAUGGUGGAGGGCCUGAAGUUAUCCUACGACCUCCAGUUGUUCAUGUCGACCCUGAUACACUACAAGCAGAAGAAAAAAUUGAAGUAGAAACUCGGUCUUUAUGAUUUUGAGGAUAUAGAGAUUCAAUGAGAAAUCAUUUUCACUCCCCCCUGCCAUAUACAUAUGCAAAAACAUUCCUAAAAGCAUGUCUAUUUUCUUGAUUUUUAAUCUUUUACCCUUUUAUUCCUUCUUACUGGGCAUUAUGGAAGAAUGUUAAAAUGUGUAAUAUGCUACAGGCUGGUAUAUUUAAUGCUAAAUAACAUAACAGAGUCUCUCAGUGUAAUAUUUUGAAAGAGAAGGGACAGUUGUGAUCAAUCGGUAAUCAGGUUAUCUUUGAUCUUUGUACUACAUGCAGAUCCAUAGUAUUCUCUUGUAGUGUUGUAAAUACUUUUUCAUUACCCUAAACCAUAAUUUUGACCAAUCUUUUCAGUUUUCCAAAAACCUAAUUUAAUUGUAUAGUUUUGACAAGGCUUCAUAUAAUAGCCUAUUUUGAGAGUAGUUGUCAGAAAACUGUUAAUUUCCUAAAGCUCAGGAAAGGUUAGCUUGUUACUUCUUUUGCACUGCAGCAUAUAAACUAGCAUAUUAAGAUUUACAAAAUGUCUUUUGAAUGUAUCAAAGAUGUAUUUAGUUUGGAUGGAAUUUGUGUGAGCAGAUAUUAGUAACUUAUUGCCUCUUAAUACUGUAAAAUGUUACACUUUGGUUCCUAUAACUGAAUAAUAUUAUGUCAAUAACUAAAAAACUUAGUUUUAGAGCACUUUUUUGAGAGCAUGAAGUGUAGAAUGUGUCAGUGAGAUUGUUGAUAAAGCUGAAGCCACUUGCAGAAUGAUUUUUUAAUGAAAUGCGUAAAAUCUUUUUGAAUAAUGUAGUAUGCACUGCUACUUGGCUCGAUUAUGUGAUGUCAAAAGUUUAACUAUUAUUCCAAGUACAAAAUAUACUGAAUUACUUUGGGGAUGUUGAAUAGCAUUCAUGAUGGCUUUGUUUUGGUUUGGUGCAGCUGCCACCAGCUACAGCAGUGUUGUUAAAAUUAGUUCAAUAAAAACGAUUUUAAAACUUACAACUUGGGUGUUGAAUUUAUUUGACAGACAUUAAAGGUGAAGUGUAUAAAGCUUGCUAAUAUUAAUGUUAUUUCUUAAUCAGAAGUAUGCAAAAUAAGAAAUCAUUUAAAGUUUUCAUGUUAAUGAAAUGACGAGCCUAUUCAGGUAUUUGAGGUAUUUUUAAUU